UUCUGAAAGUACAAAAGAAACCAUCUAAUAAAUUAGUUUAUUCCUGGUACUUAAUAAUAAUAAUGGAGAUUAUCUUAGCUCUGAAGUGCAUGAUAUGUAUUUGAGAAAUCCAAAGAAUGUAAUAGUUGAGAUUUCUCGUAGUGUUACUUAGUUCAUCCAAAUGAAUUACAGAUGUUUUGAACUUGUUUGUGAUUGCUUUAUUAAUUUUUUACUUAUCACAAGCUUAAACAUUUAUUUUACAAAGAUCAGUCACAUUAAAUGGCAUUUGUGUUGUUUUCUGCAUAGAAGUUUGUUAAUAUCAAGUCAUGUGAAAGUAUGUUAAUUGAUUACUAGAGUGGAACAAAUACAUGCAUUAUCAUGAUCUUUCCAUUAAAAAUAGAGGAUGUGAAAAUGUGAUGUAUUUUAUGUUUGCAAUUUACACAUACUCUCUUCCACUCCAUGUCAUAUUGAGUAAUUUUCUUGGGAAAUUCAUUACACAAGAAAAAAGUGAAGUCAGAAAGGAAAUUCAAUGUAAUAAUGGGAGUCAGAAAGAGAAUCUCUUGUACUGAAUUAUUUAAGAAAUUGAAUGUACUUCCAUUGCCAGCAAGUACUUUUUAUAACUUAUUGUAAGCAACAUGGAAAAGUUUUAAACUAAUUAAUACACAGUAUAAUCACAAGACAGGUGUGACCUUUAUACACUAACCUUAUUAGAAAAUCACAAAAGUGUCCUAUACAGGAAUAAAAAUUUUCAGUAAGCAUCCAUGAACUUGACAUAUAAAAGUAUUUAAGUCAGCGCUAAAAAAUUAUCUCCUAACUGACCACUCCUACUCCAUAGAAGAAUUUACUUCAAUUGAGAAUUCUUAGGCACUGUAAAUAUUUAUGAAAAUGAUAGUACUUUGGUAUAAUUGCCUUGUUCUGUAUAACUAGAUGUCCUUGUAAUGUGACACAUGUUAGCUGUAGCAAUUAAUUAUAUAUGUAUAAGGCUAGUUCAAAUGAAACUUGUCUGGAGUUUGUUCUAAGUGAAGGAGUAGAGGUAGUUAAAAAUUGUUCCUGUGGAUGUUGAGGUAGGGAUCCCAUUGGUAUACCAGCAGAUGGAUCCCCUCUGAAAAGAACUCAGGCUGCUCCUGGACUCACUGCACUGCCUUGAUAUCUUCAUCUGACACCAGUCGAUAGCCUUUUCUUGAAACACAUAGAACUUACACAGUGACAGGUCCCAACUCAAUGGUCUGACAUCUUCAAGCAUGCAGAGUGCAUAAGCCAUGUAAUCACAUACAAAUGGCUUUAUUCACUAGCAGCACUGUGAAUGGGUUUCAUUUGAACAACCCUCAUACAUUUAUAUUUGUAAGUUAUUAAGUAUAGGUCAAUUCAAGCAAAAUGUGGACAAAGACUGAAAUUUAUGAAACUGAGGUAAAUAUUGUAUGAAUAGUUUCUUUAAACCUAGAGAUUUUUAUAUUUGGGAUAUUUAAUGUGUGGCAACACUGGUCAUCAGGAACCAUCUUGAAAAGUGAAACUAGAAGAUUGAUGAAAGUUAUUAUUUUAAAGUAUUCUGAGUUUGUUUUCAUCACUGUGUUCCUCCUGCUGUGAAACAGUUCCAACCAUUACUUGAAAUCAACAGAAUACCCAUUCAGGUGUAAUGGCUGAAGAAGAUGAAGGGAAGGAAUACAGAUGGGAAACUGGAUAUGAAAAGACGUGGGAGGCAAUUCAGGAGGAUGAUGAAGGAUUGCUUGAAGGAUCGGUGGCGGAAAUAAUUCAGCGUGCAAAGAGGAAGCGACAGGCAGAGAGACAUGGUAAUACACGGCUUGGUAUGAUGCGUCACCUCUACGUGGUGGUCGAUAACUCGGAUUGUAUGAGUAAUCAGGAUUUAAAACCCACACGACAGCUUUGUACUAUUAAGUUGUUGGAGGGUUUCAUUGAUGAAUUUUUUGAUCAGAAUCCAAUUAGCCAGAUAGGAAUCAUCAUAACAAGAAACAAACGUGCUGAAAAAAUAAGUGAGCUAGCUGGAAAUCCAAGGAAACACAUAAAGGCAGUUCAACAGUUAACUCAAGUGGCAUGUAGUGGAGAGCCAUCUCUGCAGAAUGCCUUAGAACUUGCGUUGCGCUCAUUACGUAUGUUGCCUUCCCAUGCUAGUCGUGAAGUUCUGAUUGUGAUGGGAAGCUUAACCACAUGUGACCCUGGUGACAUCUGUGUCACAAUGCAGAACUUGAAAGCUCAGUCUGUCCGCUGCUCAGUGAUAUCUUUAGCAGCAGAAGUUCAUGUUUGCCACAAGCUGUGUCGCGAGACAGGAGGUCUGUUCGGAGUGAUACUUGAUGACUGUCACUUUCGGGAUCAGCUCUUCCAGCACAUUGAUCCCCCGCCAGCCGCCACGUUACUCGACUCGUCUCUGAUCAAGAUGGGGUUUCCCCACCACAUGAUGCACGAAGGAAAGGAGACACCACUCACUUUGUGCAUGUGCCAUGUGGAUUCAUCAGACGUAGAAGGCAGUAGGUUGAAUAGUGGAGGGUAUUUCUGUCCCCAGUGCUGCAGCAAAUAUUGUGAACUUCCUGUGGAGUGCAAGUCUUGUGGAUUGACAUUAGUGUCUGCACCACAUUUAGCCAGAUCCUAUCACCAUUUGUUUCCAGUUGAAAAUUUUAAGGAACUGGAAUUUAAAGAUAUGCAGGACAAGAUUGAGUUGUGUUUCGCAUGUCAGAAAAGAUUUGGAGAACACGAUAAGCACGUUUAUGAAUGUGGGACAUGCAGCAAUAUAUUUUGCUUAGACUGUGAUCUGUUUAUUCAUGACUUACUGCACACAUGCCCUGGAUGCGCUACAAAUCAUUCAACCUUCCAGACAGUGGGAAAUGAAACUAUGCCUCCAAGAUAGUCAUGAGUUUCAAAGACUCACAUGUGACGACAUUCUACUACGUCGGUUAUCUGCAGGUGCUGUUUCGAGCAGUGUCUAUCUGUCAGAUACCUAACAUAAGGGUCUAUGAAACUUCAAAACAAGUGGGAGCAGAAUAUUCUCAUCAUCUACAUUAAUAGAGAGCAGAACUGGAGCAGUUAACUAGAAAUAGUGAAUGCUCUGGAAAAUAUUAUUAUUGUAUAAUUUUCUGUCGAGUUGUAUGUAGUACUUUCUUUUUAUAUGGUGGUUUUGAGUCUAGGAAAUUUCACAUUAUGAGAAGAAAAUGUUUUCUUGUUCCAUAUUAUUUCCAUAGAAUUUUUUUGUGCGGUUGACUUAUAUUCUGAAAUCAAUUCUCUUUCUUUUUAUUUUUGUCUGUUUCGAUUGUCUGCUUUUGAUUGUAAAUAUCUUAUGAUGAUGGGCUGUACAGUCAGUUUCAAACUACUGUUACUACUACUACUUGCUGUUGCUGAACCUCACGGUCUACCGAGCAGCUUUGUCGCACUUUGCUCUGAAGCAGUAACGAGCAAGUUUUGAAGGAUUGAGAGGGUAAGAACGUGAUACUGAUGAGGAAGAAGUGUGCAGUGACUGAGGGUCAUGACACCAUCUUAAGGGGUGUGAAAUGGCCAGAGUACAGACAGAACAGAAGAUUUUAGCACUAUUCAAGCAGUCAUUUCUUGAUAUUAGGUGACUAUUAUGUCGAACAGUACCGUAGUUAAUGUGUACAUUGGAUAUCUGCUCGUGUUUGGAGGGCUCGGAAUAAUGUUUGCAUAAGAAGUGCCCUGCUGGUUAAGAAUGGAGUUGAACAUGAAGAUGGCUGUCUUCUGGCAUGUUGCACCAUGUAGUCUGGUAGAUAUUGGCUUAGAGAAGCUUACUGCCUGCAUAUGAUGGAAAUUUGAGAUUGCCAUCUUCAUACUCAUGAGAAUCUUAAAUCUCACAAAGUUGAAUAAUGUGGGGACCAUUGAUUCCACUUGCUUUAGUAACACAGUGUGUAUGAGGUAAUGCAAGGAAGCACUGUUAGUUGCUGCAAGGAGAUUUUACUUCCAAACCUUGAAUAGUCACGAAAUAGUGAAAUACUUUUUUCGCAAUGAUUUGUUGAGAUUUAUUAUUUGUGUCUUUGCACCCUGUCCAUGUCUGUCACAUUUUUGAGCAACAAUUGGGCUGUGGGAACACAUCGUAGUACAAAAACUGAAGCGAUAUCAUUGGUGAAAGGCACUGUGCAAUGAUGACCUCAGAUUAAUGCAGUAGUGACUGAUGUGGUAUGAAGUACUCUUUUGGAAUGUCAUUGUACUCCAAUCUUGUUUCGGUGAUGGUACCGUAUUCUGACUGCAGUGUCUGAAAACCUGGCAAACCUGCCUCUGGUACAAUGAAGUUACCUGGAAGUCAUUUCACUUUGUAUCCACAGCACAAUAUCAUUCACAAGAUAAGUACAGGCAUACCUCGCUUUAUUGCGCUUCGCAGAUAUUGCGUUUUUUUUUUAUAAAUUGAAGGUUUGUGGCAAUCCUGCAUCGAGCAAGUCUAUCAGCGACAUUUUUCCAACAGCAUGUGCUCACUUCAUGUGUCUGUGUCACAUUUUGGUAAUUCUCGCAAUGUUCUCGCAUUGUUUUUUUAGACAUAAUGCUGUUGCACACUUAAUAGACUACAGCAUAGUGUAAACAUAACUUUUAUAUGCACUGGGAAACCAAAAAAUUCAUGUGACUCGCUUUAUUGCAGUGGUCUGGAACCGAACCCACAAUAUCUCCAAGGUAUGCCUGUAUGUAUAAUUCAUGUUUUAGUAGUUUUUUUUAAAUUUUUUCCAUGGAAAGGCUAUUUCAUUUUGACACUGUAUCAGAUCUUUUGAAGUAUUUAUCAAUGCACAAUUUGUAAUGAGAGGCUGUAAAUAUAGCAUGGUCCAGAAUGUUUUCAUAAGUAUGCAUCUGA
Zootermopsis nevadensis is the source of this 4771-nucleotide messenger RNA. RefSeq names its product general transcription factor IIH subunit 2 Ssl1 (gene Ssl1). The record is from RefSeq and is a predicted model, not a curated record. Lineage: Eukaryota; Metazoa; Arthropoda; Insecta; Blattodea; Termopsidae. Gene Ontology annotation, molecular function: zinc ion binding. Gene Ontology annotation, cellular component: transcription factor TFIIH core complex; transcription factor TFIIH holo complex. Gene Ontology annotation, biological process: nucleotide-excision repair; DNA-templated transcription; regulation of transcription by RNA polymerase II.